Molecule: messenger RNA, 1221 nt
Organism: Corticium candelabrum
Lineage: Eukaryota; Metazoa; Porifera; Homoscleromorpha; Homosclerophorida; Plakinidae
Exons: 3
Coding region: 21-1049 (342 amino acids)
Source: RefSeq, a predicted model, not a curated record
GAGCCGCAACAGCACAGCAGAUGAGGCCAUACAGAUUGUUACUUGGCCUUCUCUCUAUUUCUGUGAUGCUUUUAUUAAUGCAUUGGCUGUUUCGACCGUCGUCAAGUGUCUCAUCAGUCAAAACCGAUUUCGGCACAACGAAAACGCGCGCCAUUCGCUCCACCGACACGCACAUCACAUUCCGAACGUCUCUUCAAUUGUCACAGCAAAGAAAACGGGACGAUGAAAAGGUCCACGAAAAUUUGGCCACAGAAGGUAGGAAGGUCGGUAGACUGACAGUGGGAGUUGUGACGGCUUUCUCGGAGAACCACGUCGAGGAAUCAGUAGAUAUGAUUGCCUCGCUGCAGAGCUACUCUCCUGCUAGCACAAUAAUCGUAUACAAUCUUGGCAUCAAUAAUUCGUCUCUGGAAAAGUUGAAGUCAUUUUGCAAUGUUGAAAUUCGGACGUUUCCUUUCCACCGUUACGGUAGACACUUUCAAAAUCUAGAAGUUUGCGCGUGGAAGCCAAUUAUUGUUCAGGAAGUCCUCGGUGAAUUUCCUAUAAUAUUUUAUGGUGAUGCAUCUAUUCGCUUAACUAGAGACAUCGGCAAUCUACUGCGGCUUGUACAGACUGGCAGUCCUAUUGUUGGGCAGUCAACUGCACCUUCUGGUCCUGCCGGCUCUUAUACACACGAUGGCACGUUAGCAUUUUUUAACAUUUCACGAGAUCAGUACAAGGAUGUGGACAUGUUUGCGGCGACGUACUUUGUAAUGAAGCAAACGCCUGUUGUUGACACAAUCGUGCAGCAGUGGGUUUUGUGUGCUAUGGAUCCCGGCUGCAUUUCGCCACUCGGUGCUCACAAGUGGCCGUGCUUGACGAAUCUGCAGGAGAUGGAUCAUAACGCUUUCAUUGGUUGCCACAGAUACGAUCAGUCUGCAUUGAGCAUCAUUCUAUUCAAGGUAUUGGGUAGAAGUGGCUAUAACGGAUGCAUACAAGAAUCAUCGGCACACACCACAGUAGCUAUACAUCGCUACAAGACAAACUACAACAUGGUUCACGUUUGUCACUAAAAAGCCUCUUUACUCUAAGCAAUAUAGAGAUGCUAUUAUAUAUGUGAUUGAUAUUAAAUUUAGUGCAUUCUGUGUAUGCUGGAAUGGAGACAUACAUAUAUGAAAUUGUAACUAAAACUUUAAAUUGUUUAUUAUUGUAUAUGAAUAAUAUACUAAAUAAGUUUAUGUUUUG